AUGGUUGAGUCUGGAAGACUAAUUUAUAUAAGGACACACCAAAAAAGCCUAAGGUGUGAGAGUUAUAGUGGAUUGACUGAUGCUUUGACGAGGGGUGAAAUAAGUCCUGCAGCACAAGGUCGUAGAAUAAUACUACCUUCGAGUUUUACGGGUGGUGCUAGAUACAUGAUACAAAACUACCAAGAUGCAAUGGCAAUAUGUAGAUGGAUUGGAUACCCAGAUUUAUUUAUAACUUUUACAUGCAAUCCGAAGUGGCCUGAAGUGCAACGCUUUUUAAAAGAUCAAAGGUUGAAGCCAGAAGACCGGCCGGAAAUAAUUUGCCGCUUAUUCAAGAUUAAGUUGGAUGCUUUGAUAGCUGACUGUCGAAAGAAUCAACUAUUUGGCCCUGUGGCUGGAGUCAUAUAUACAAUUGAGUUUCAAAAGCGAGGUCUUCUGCAUGCUCAUAUAUUACUUUUUCUGGAGAAAAGUAAAGAAGUUAGGCAAGUUCUCACUCUAGACAACAUAAUUUCCGCAGAGAUUCCGGAUGAAAAGAAAGAUGCUGAGUAUUACCAAGCGGUAGAGGAAUUUAUGAUGCAUGGUCCAUGUGGAAAAGCGAGGACAAAUUCUCCAUGCAUGGUAAAUGCGCGAUGCUCUAAACAUUUUCCUAAGAGAUUUGUUGAUAGUUCUACGUUUGAUGACGAUGGUUACCCGGUAUAUAGAAGGAGAGACAAUGGCAGUGUAGUUACAAAGAACGGUAUCACCUUGGACAACAGGUAUGUGGUACCGCACAAUAGAUAUUUAUUGCUCAAGUACAAGGCUCAUAUAAAUGUCGAGUGGUGCAACCAAUCAAGGUCAAUCAAGUACCUGUUCAAGUAUGUUAACAAGGGUCAUGAUCGAGUAACAGCCGAAUUUUACAAAACAGGCAAUGAUGACGAGAAUGGCAAAGCAGUAGAUGAGAUAAAUAUGUACUAUGACUGUAGGUACAUAUCCCCGUGUGAAGCGGUCUGGCGUCUGUUUGGUUUUGAUAUACAACUUCGUGCGCCUUCGGUAGAGAGGUUAAGCUUUCACCUACCUAAUCAACAGAGUGUGAUAUUUGCAGAUGAUGAUGCGGUUGAGAACAUUGUGAAUAGACCUACGAUAGCACAGAGCAUGUUUUUAGAAUGGUUUGAAGCUAAUAAAACAUACCCCGGUGCCAGAGAGCUUACUUAUGUUGAGAUGCCAACAAGAUUCGUUUGGAAGAAAGACCUUAGAAAAUGGCAGCCACGAAAGAAAGGGUUCUCCAUAGGACGUAUAUUCUAUGUCCCGCCAGCUACUGGUGAAAUCUUCUAUUUGAGGUGUUUGCUCAACAAAGUCCGCGGCCCUAAAAGUUACGAAGAUAUUAGGACUGUAAAUGGAGUACAAUAUGACUCAUUCCGAGAUGCGUGUUAUGCAAGAGGUUUAGUUGAUGAUGACAACGAAUAUGUUGAUGCAAUAGAUGAAGCCAGUCAUUGGGCGUCAGCGGAACAAUUGAGGAGAUUGUUUGUGACAUUACUAAUGAGCAGUUGCAUGGGAAAACCGGAAAUAGUUUGGCACGCCGUUUGGCAACAUCUAUCAGACGAUGCCCAAUUCAAUAUCCGUACACAACUGCAGAACAGAGAGUUUGUGUUGACCGAUUCGCAGAAAAUGAACUUUGCUUUAGUUCAGAUUGAAAAGCUAUUAUCUAAUCAUGGUAAGAGUUUGAAGAACUAUCCUGAGAUGCCAACGGCCAAUUUUGGUGCGUUAAACAUUAUUGCAAAUAGGUUGAUUCAAGAAGAAUUAUCAUACGAUCGGGGAGAACAAGAGAAAGAGAAUCACGAAUUGGUAAGGCAGUUAACAGACGAACAAAGGGCAAUAUACAAUGAAGUGUUAACUGACGUCGAUUGCCAGCAAGGUGGGUUAUUCUUCGUAUCUGGUUAUGGAGGGACAGGUAAGACUUUCUUGUGGCGAGCACUUUCUUCCGCAUUAAGGUCUAAGAGUCAAAUAGUUUUAAAUGUUGCUUCUAGCGGCAUAGCUUCGCUGUUAUUACCUGGUGGUCGUACGGCGCAUUCCAGAUUUGCUAUACUGAUAUCUGUUAAUGAAGAUUCCACGUGCAACAUAAGGAACGGCAGUGAACUGGCGGAACUUCUUGUGCAAACAAAGCUGAUAAUAUGGGACGAAGCCCCAAUGAUGCAUAAAUUCUGCUUUGAAGCUUUGGAUCGAACUAUGCGGGAUUUGAUGCGCUUCGUAAAUCCAAGGAGUUCUGAUAUGACAUUCGGUGGCAAAACAGUUGUUUUGGGUGGCGAUUUCAGGCAAAUUUUACCAGUCAUUCCCAAGGGUACUAGACCGGAUAUAGUUCGUGCGAGCAUUAGUUCAUCCUAUCUAUGGCAAUCCUGUAAAGUCUUGAGGCUGACUAAGAAUCUACGCUUGAAAAGUGUUCAAUCAGAAUCCGAGUGCAAGGAGAUCGAGGAAUUUGCUAAAUGGAUAGCUAAUAUAGGUGACGGAAUGAUUGGGUGUCAACUGGAUGGGGAGUCAGAGAUUACUAUUCCAGAAGAUUUGUUGUUAAAGUGCGAAGAUGACCCUAUUGCUACAAUUGUUGAUAGCACUUUCCCCAAUUUCCGACUGGGACUUGUCGAUUUGUCAUAUCUUAAUCAUAGUGCAAUUUUAUCUCCAACAUUGGAUGUGGUAGAUGCCGUUAACCAAUACAUGAAUGACCAUAAUCCCGCUGAGAGUAAGACAUACCUGAGUUGUGAUUCUGUGUGUAAGUCAGAUGCCAAUGUGGACAUGUUAGCGGAUUUGCACACUCCGGAAUUCUUGAAUGCAUUGAGAUGUUCUGGAGUCCCAAAUCAUGCGUUGACAUUGAAAGUUGGAUCACCUGUUAUGCUGUUGCGAAAUAUUGAUCACACAUUAGGAUUAUGCAACGGUACAAGGUUGAUUGUUACAAGGUUGGCUGACCAUGUGUUGGAAGGCCAAAUCAUGUGCGGUACAAAUGCAGGAACCAAAGUAUUGAUUCCUAGGAUGUCUCUUACACCGUCAGAUCCUAGAUUGCCUUUCAAAUUUCAACGAAAGCAAUUUCCCUUGAUGAUAUCCUAUGUCAUGACAAUCAACAAAAGUCAAGGACAAACGCUUGCUAAAGUUGGGUUGUUGUUGAAAAAACCGGUCUUUAACCAUGGACAACUAUACGUAGCUGUUUCAAGA
This is a messenger RNA of Ipomoea nil (Japanese morning glory), 3171 nucleotides long. RefSeq lists its product as uncharacterized. Gene Ontology annotation, molecular function: DNA helicase activity. The annotation marks the transcript as partial. Gene Ontology annotation, biological process: DNA repair; telomere maintenance. The transcript is spliced from 3 exons. The record is from RefSeq and is a predicted model, not a curated record. NCBI's taxonomy places the organism in Eukaryota, Viridiplantae, Streptophyta, Magnoliopsida, Solanales, Convolvulaceae.